Messenger RNA from Leptinotarsa decemlineata (Colorado potato beetle), 941 nucleotides. Its product is annotated as alpha- and gamma-adaptin-binding protein p34. The record is from RefSeq and is a predicted model, not a curated record. NCBI's taxonomy places the organism in Eukaryota, Metazoa, Arthropoda, Insecta, Coleoptera, Chrysomelidae.
CCAUCAUGGAACAUUACUUUAUGUGAUUCUAACCUAUUUUGAAACAAAUUUAUUUUUUAGAAUUCGGGUACUUGCUUCAAAAUGAGUAAUACUCCCGGAGUAAUUAUAGUUAGUUGCAGCAACACGAAACCAAAGUCUUUAAUAAAAUUGAUAACAAAAUCAUCGGAAAUAACAGAAGACAAUGAAACACCUGGUUUAAUUGAACAUUUAUGGUCAAUAGACACAAAAUAUUAUACAGCAAAUAUUAAGCUUAUAGGAUUAGAAAAUGAUUUUCCAAGAUCCGAGAGAUUUAAUAAUAAUAUCGAGGCAAUUAUUAUCCUAAUGGAUUCUAACAAAUCAAGGGGGCUAGAAGAUUUGAGCAAAUGGGAUGUAUUUGAACAUGACUGCAACUUGGAAGUUAAAUUACUUGUGUCAAAUUAUUGCAAUAAUGAUACCAAAGUUACAAAAAGUGAUGCCCUGGAAUGGUGCUUGAAGAGGGGUUUUGAAUUCAUUGAGCUCUUUCCAACAAACAAUCAGAACGAUGAAUCUGAAGAGGACCUUAUUAAAGAAAAAUUUGGUGUGGAUCGUGUAGUGGAAGCGUUGCACUCCCACACUUGGUCAAAUUUAGUAAUGAAGGUGAGAGAUAAAUCAAAUGAAAAUAUAGGUAGUAAUAAAGAAUCCAGAACUUCCAACGAUGUACUAAAUAAGGAAAACUUUCUACCUGAUGAUGAUGUCGAUGAUUUCACAGAAUUGUUUUCCCAACUACACAUGAUGAAGGAUAGUCUACAAAGUAUGCCAAUGAGUCAGAGAAAACAGUGUGCGGAGCACAUGGUAACAGCUUUCUGGAAAGCUAUGGGAGGUGAAGAAGAGGAAUUAUUUGAUCUGUAAUAGUGGAUAAGUUUAAUUUUAUGUUGUACCUUUUAAAGUAUCUAAGAGAAAUAUAUUAAGUUCCUAAAAAUAUA